This is a messenger RNA of Castor canadensis (American beaver), 3164 nucleotides long. RefSeq names its product acidic nuclear phosphoprotein 32 family member E (gene Anp32e). Gene Ontology annotation, molecular function: phosphatase inhibitor activity; histone binding. Lineage: Eukaryota; Metazoa; Chordata; Mammalia; Rodentia; Castoridae. Gene Ontology annotation, cellular component: nucleus. The record is from RefSeq and is a predicted model, not a curated record. Gene Ontology annotation, biological process: regulation of apoptotic process.
GACCGGAGGUGGGGAGCGGGGCGUGAGGCGUCAUCCGCUUCUUCCUCCCGCCGUGUAAUGAGACUCGGCGUGUCGUGUGGUAGCUGCUGCCACUCCGAACCCGAUCCCUGGAGACGGCUUCGCCAAACUCGGCCAACGGGCCGUAGUAGUUUUGCGCUUUAAACGUGACAGAGUUAGUCCUUGAUAAUUGCCUGUGUGUCAACGGGGAAAUUGAAGGCCUGAAUGACACUUUUAAGGAACUAGAGUUUCUGAGUAUGGCUAAUGUGGAAUUAAGUUCACUGGCCCGGCUUCCCAGCUUAAAUAAGCUUCGAAAGUUGGAACUUAGUGACAAUAUAAUUUCUGGAGGCUUGGAAGUUCUGGCAGAAAAAUGUCCAAAUCUCACCUACCUCAAUCUAAGUGGAAACAAAAUCAAAGAUCUCAGUACAGUAGAGGCUCUGCAAAAUCUUAAAAAUUUGAAAAGUCUUGACUUGUUUAACUGUGAGAUCACAAACCUGGAAGAUUACAGAGAAAGUAUUUUUGAACUGCUGCAGCAAAUCACAUACUUAGAUGGAUUUGAUCAAGAGGAUAACGAAGCACCAGACUCGGAAGAGGAGGAUGACGAGGAUGGAGAUGAAGAUGAUGAAGAUGAGGAGGAAGAUGAAGCUGGUCCACCUGAAGGGUAUGAGGAGGAGGAGGAGGAGGAGGAAGAGGAGGAGGAAGAGGAUGAGGAUGAAGAUGAGGCAGGCUCAGAAUUGGGAGAGGGAGAAGAGGAAGUGAGCCUCUCCUACUUAAUGAAAGAAGAAAUUCAGGAUGAAGAAGACGAUGAUGACUAUGUUGAAGAAGGGGAAGAAGAGGAGGAAGAUGAAGAAGAAGGUCUUCGGGGAGAGAAGAGAAAACGAGAUGCUGAAGAUGAUGGAGAAGAAGAAGAUGAUUAGAUCAUUCUAAGAUCAAAUUCCCUAGUGGUCCUGGGUGUGCAAUAGAGUGAUCACAUCUUCUUUGUUUCUUCAUGUACGAUAGCUAUCCCUACCAGAAGAUAAUGUGUAACUUUUUAUAGGAAAAGUGUGGUUUUACUAUUUUUGCCUUAUCAUUCCAAUUAAGAUUUACUAGUUUGUUAAUGAUCAUAUUGUAUGUAGAGAAAAAUUUUCAUUAAUCUCCCAUUGUGAAAUUCUCUAGCAAUGUAUUUGGGAUCUUAAUUUUUCUAAUUCAAGCUCACUGUAUUAGACAUAUUUAGCCCUAAAUUAAAACAUAAUUGCUUUUACACAGGUAUAGUUUGGUGCAUUUCAUUCAUAAGGUUUUAAAGUUAUUUAUAAAUUAAGUGAAAGUCAGCUGCAAUAUGAAAAGACAAUAGCCUCUUGAAUGAUAAGCUGAUUAUUUUUUUAGAGGUGAUUCAGAGAUCUUUGAAGACAAUGAAUUUUUUUUCUUUUUUUUGGCUAAGGGUAUUUGGCAGCUUUUUUUUUUUUUUGAGUAAGUUGGGAAGUAGAAGGCAGAAUAAUAAGGAGUCUAUUCAGCAGUAUAGUUCAUGCAUUUGGGGGAGGUUUUAUUCAGUAAUAUAAUUCAUGAGUUUUACGGUGACUGAUAAGAUUUUGCUUAUACUAUGUCUAGAGACAUAUAGGUAAGCCUUUUCUUCAGGCAGCAGAUCAUGACAUGCCAUGGGUGGUUUAUCUUGUUUUAGGUGUGCAUUCUUUCUUCUUAGCAAUUUUUAAUGAUAACUACCCCUCUUGUUUCAUUCUCUUCCCUCUAUUCCAAAAGAAAGUUGGGAUAUCCAGAAAACCUUUAGUUUUAUAUCUCAGCUACCUUUUUAGACCUGUCUGGGUUUUAAACAAGCAAAUUGAAAGAAAUGGAAUAUUUUCUGAAAUACGAAUAUUAUCUGAUAGUUUUAUGCAACAAGCUCUGCUUACUGUAAGUCUUUCUUGGUUGACAACAUGGAAGAUCAUAUUAGUAGGAAAAAGAAAACCAGGGAAGGCUUUUGGAAGUGGCAUUAACAUUUUUAAAAAGUGGGAUUGCCUGUUCAUAAUGAGAUGGUCAGGUCAGAUUUUUAAGUUGGUUUCCCAAAUGAUUUGGACACCAGCCCUGUGAAGUGUUUAUGAUGUCUUUAUUAGAACUAUUGGACCCUUUAGAUUUUCUUCUGUAGUUUUAACGCAUACCAAAUAGAGCAUUUAAUUGGACUAUGGUAAGCAGGUGGAAGAAUAUUUGAAACUAAGUCAAUAUUAAAAUUGAGAUUUAUUUUCAAGCGGAUGUCCACUAAAAAUAGAAAAAUAUUUGGGAUAAGUGUGAGUGUGUGCUUCCUUCUGUAUAGUUGCUUAAUAAAAUAUGAGAGUGAAUAAGUACAUCUCCUUUUUAGUCAUGGAGGCUCCAUGUUCAAGGCAAUCUUGGCCACCUAUAAUAUUUUCCCUUUGUUUUGCAUAUUUGUAAAUUUUAAAAAAUAAUCAGGAAAUUAAUUGAAGUUAUGUUUUUGUACUAGGACACACUUACUGAGUAUAGUACUGCUGUUGCUUCUUUUUUAGUUUAAGAUGUAUGACUUGGUGAUUUUGGCAGUACAGGGGUUUGAAUUUUUGAGGCCUGCUAUAUGACUUGAUGUUUUAGAAUAAAACUAAGUUGUUUGUGGAGAAAUCAAGAGCAUUGUACAACUGACUGAAAUAAAACAUAGGAUAAAUUUAGUGGUGAGGUGGAUUGGACUCUCCAAAAGAUUAAUAACAUUUUUCUCCAAAUUUUAACAAUUGAAAUGUUUUGCUCCCUAAGAAUUCUCAUUGCUCACCCUACUGAUUAUAAAAUGCUUAUUUUUAAAAUGAAAUCCAUGUAUUGAUUUUCUUAUCAGUCAUCUUAUUGUGCAAUCAAAAUUAGAGUUCUUUGGUUCCAAAACAACACAGCCUCCAUAGAAGUUUUAAGAUUUACUUAGCUUUGUGGGUGGUAUUUUCAUGCAAAUAAGUGAGGGUGGGUUUUAUAUUUUGUAGAAGUUUUGGGUCCUGUUUUAAUGCUCUUUGUAUGGCAGUAUGUAUAUAGUGUGUUAAAUUCCUCAAGAAUCUCUCCUUAAAAAUUUUGAAGUUAAUACCUUUGUGCAACUGUGUUUUGAAUAAAGCCAUGACAGUGUUAAAAACAAAAAAAUGCAGUACUCCUGAUCAUUCUUUUAUUGUUUCUGACUAUUCUGUUUUUUGUGACUGCUGUAACUUAAAAGUUUUUGAAACUGA